Molecule: messenger RNA, 7388 nt
Organism: Vespula vulgaris
Lineage: Eukaryota; Metazoa; Arthropoda; Insecta; Hymenoptera; Vespidae
Product: platelet binding protein GspB-like
Exons: 6
Coding region: 63-7166 (2367 amino acids)
Source: RefSeq, a predicted model, not a curated record
AGAGUAUAAAUAUCACGCAUGAAGUCUCAAAAUUGUGAAAGUGGAAUAGGAAACAAGCGAUCAUGAAGAUACUCGUGUCCUCUCUACUCUUCCUUGUGGUUUCUACCACGGCCCUCUCGAUACAACCAAAUCGAGUGGAUCUAAGAAGAAAUUCACCAAUAAAUACAAUAAGCAAAAUUGAAGCAAGUCUAGGAAUAAGAGCACAAGGAAAAGGAGCAGUGAAUUCAGGACAGAGUACAGCAGCGCAUGGAGGAUCAAGUGCAGUCGUUAACAUAGGAAUAAAUGCAGGAGGAAAAGGAGGAGUGAAUUCGGGAAAGAAUACAGGAGCGUAUGCAGGAUCAAAUGUAAACGCAAAAAUAGGAUUAGGUGCAGUAGUAGGAGCAGGAGUGAAUUCAGGAAAGAAUACAGGAGCGUAUGGAGGAUCAAAUGCAAACGCUAAAAUAGGAGUAGCUACAGCAGUAGGAGCAGGAGUGAAUUCAGGAAAGAAUACAGGAUCGCAUGGAGGAUCAAAUGCAAACGCUAAAAUAGGAGUAGCUACAGCAGUAGGAGCAGGAGUGAAUUCAGGAAAGAAUACAGGAUCGCAUGGAGGAUCAAAUGCAAACGCUAAAAUAGGAGUAGCUACAGCAGUAGGAGCAGGAGUGAAUUCAGGAAAGAAUACAGGAUCGCAUGGAGGAUCAAAUGCAAACGCUAAAAUAGGAGUAGCUACAGCAGUAGGAGCAGGAGUGAAUUCAGGAAAGAAUACAGGAGGGCAUGGAGGAUCAAAUGUAAACGCUAAAAUAGGAAUAGGUGCAGCAGGAGGAGUAAAUGCGAGAGGAGACUCAAAAGCUGGUCUAGGAAUAUAUGCAGGAGUACAUGGAGGAUCACAUGCAAGAGCUGAUUUAGGAAUAAAGGGAGGAAUAAAUGCAGCAGGACAUGGACGAUCAGGUUCAAACACUGGUGCAAAUGUAAAUGCAGGAAUAAAUGUGAGAACGAAAGAAGGAUCAAGUGCAAAAGCUAGUAUAGGAAUAAAUGCAGGAGUAAAUGUGGGAGCGCAUGGAAGAUCAAAUGCAGGAGCUAAAAUAGGAAUAAACACAAGAGUACAUGCGGGAGAUAAUAGAGGAUCAAAAGCAGGAGCAAAUCUAGGAAUAAGUGCAGGUCUACAUACAAGAUGGAACCUUCCCUCUCAAGAACAUAACCAACACAAAAACCAUCAUGAAUCUCAUUUAUCUUACAUUCCCAGUUUCCAUAAUCUACCCAAAUUACCACAUAUACCAUUACCACAUAUACCAUUGCCACAUAUACCAUUACCUCAUAUACCAUUUCCACCUUUCCACUUUUGGUCCACUAGCACUACUUCUACUACUACUGAAAAACCAUGUGAAUCUGAGUCUACUAGCUCUUCUACUUCUAAACAUCCAAUUGAAACAUCGAGUAGCUCUGCAUCGCCUAGUUCUUCCAGUCCCAAACAACCAAGCGUAGCACCAAGCAGCUCAGCCUCGCCUAGUUCCUUCAACUCUGAACAACCCAGUGAAGCACCUAGUAGUUCGGUCUCACCAAGUUCUGAAUCUACCCCUUGUGAAGAACCAAGCAAAGCACCCAGCAGCUCUGCCUCACCAAGUUCUUCAAGUUCUGAACAACCUAGUGAAGCACCUAGCAGCUCUGCCUCGCCUAGUUCUUCCAGUUCUGAACAACCAAGCGCAGCACCCAGCAGCUCUGCCUCACCAAGUUCUUCAAGUUCUGAACAACCUAGUGAAGCACCUAGCAGCUCUGCCUCGCCUAGUUCUUCCAGUUCUGAACAACCAAGCGCAGCACCCAGCAGCUCUGCCUCACCAAGUCCUUCCAGUUCUGAACGACCUAGUGAAGAACCCAGCAGUUCUGCCUCACCUAGUUCUUCCAGUUCUGAAAAACCCAGUGAAGCACCCAGCAGCCCUGCCUCGCCUAGUUCUUCCAGUUCUGAACAACCAAGUGAAGCAUCUAGUAGUUCGGCCUCACCAAAUUCGGAAUCUACUCCUUGUGAAGAACCAAGCGAAGCACCCAGCAGCUCUGCCUCGCCUAGUUCUACCAGUUCUGAACAACCUAGUGAAGCAUCCAGCAGCUCUGCCUCGCCUAGUUCUUCCAGUUCUGAACAGCCCAGUGAAGCACCCAGCAGCUCUGCCUCGCCUAGUUCUUCCAGUUCUGAACAACCCAGUGAAGCACCCAGCAGCUCUGCCUCGCCUAGUUCUUCCAGUUCUGAACAACCAAGUGAAGCAACCAGCAGUUCUGCCUCACCAAGUCCUUCAAGUUCAGAACAACCAAGCGAAGCACCAAGCAGCUCUGCCUCGCCAAGUCCUUCCAGUUCAGAACAACCAAGCGAAGCACCAAGCAGCUCUGCCUCGCCUAGUUCUUCCAGUUCUGAACAACCAAGUGAAGCACCUAGUAGUUCGGCCGCACCAAAUUCGGAAUCUACUCCUUGUGAAGAACCAAGCGAAGCAUCUAGCAGCUCUGCCUCGCAUAGUUCUACUAGUUCUGAACAACCCAGUGAAGCACCCAGCAGCUCUGCCUCGCCUAGUUCUUCCAGUUCUGAACAACCCAGUGAAGCACCCAGCAGUUCUGCCUCACCCAGUCCUUCCAGUUCAGAGCAACCAAGCGAAGCACCAAGCAGCUCUGCCUCGCCUAGUUCUUCCAGUUCUGAACAACCCAGUGAAGCACCAAGCAGCUCUGCCUCACCAAGCUCUUCUAGUUCUGAACAACCAAGCGAAGCACCCAGCAGUUCUGCCUCACCAAGUCCUUCCAGUUCAGAACAACCAAGCGAAGCACCAAGCAGCUCUGCCUCGCCUAGUUCUUCCAGUUCUGAACAACCAAGUGAAGCACCUAGUAGUUCGGCCGCACCAAAUUCGGAAUCUACUCCUUGUGAAGAACCAAGCGAAGCACCUAGCAGCUCUGCCUCGCCCAGUUCUACUAGUUCUGAACAACCCAGUGAAGCACCCAGCAGCUCUGCCUCGCCUAGUUCUUCCAGUUCUGAACAGCCCAGUGAAGCACCCAGCAGCUCUGCCUCGCCAAGCUCUUCCAGUUCUGAACAACCAAGCGAAGCACCCAGCAGUUCUGCCUCACCAAGUCCUUCCAGUUCAGAACAACCAAGCGAAGCACCAAGCAGCUCUGCCUCGCCUAGUUCUUCCAGUUCUGAACAACCAAGUGAAGCACCUAGUAGUUCGGCCGCACCAAAUUCGGAAUCUACUCCUUGUGAAGAACCAAGCGAAGCACCUAGCAGCUCUGCCUCGCCCAGUUCUACUAGUUCUGAACAACCCAGUGAAGCACCCAGCAGCUCUGCCUCGCCUAGUUCUUCCAGUUCUGAACAGCCCAGUGAAGCACCCAGCAGCUCUGCCUCGCCAAGUUCUUCCAGUUCUGAACAACCCAGUGAAGCACCCAGCAGCUCUGCCUCGCCAAGUUCUUCCAGUUCUGAACAACCCAGUGAAGCACCCAGCAGCUCGGCCUCGCCUAGUUCUUCCAGUUCUGAACAACCCAGUGAAGCACCCAGCAGCUCUGCCUCACCAAGCUCUUCCAGUUCUGAACAACCAAGCGAAGCACCCAGCAGUUCUGCCUCACCGAGUCCUUCCAGUUCAGAACAACCAAGCGAAGCACCAAGCAGCUCUGCCUCGCCUAGUUCUUCCAGUUCUGAACAACCAAGUGAAGCACCUAGUAGUUCGGCCGCACCAAAUUCGGAAUCCACUCCUUGUGAAGAACCAAGCGAAGCACCUAGCAGCUCUGCCUCGCCUAGUUCUACUAGUUCUGAACAACUCAGUGAAGCACCCAGCAGCUCUGCCUCGCCCAGUUCUUCCAGUUCUGAACAACCCAGUGAAGCACCCAGCAGCUCUGCCUCACCAAGCUCUUCCAGUUCUGAACAACCAAGCGAAGCACCCAGCAGUUCUGCCUCACCAAGCUCUUCCAGUUCUGAACAACCCAGUGAAGCACCCAGCAGCUCUGCCUCGCCAAGUUCUUCCAGUUCUGAACAACCCAGUGAAGCACCCAGCAGCUCGGCCUCGCCUAGUUCUUCCAGUUCUGAACAACCCAGUGAAGCACCCAGCAGUUCUGCCUCACCAAGUCCUUCCAGUUCAGAACAACCAAGCGAAGCACCAAGCAGCUCUGCCUCACCUAGUACUUCCAGUUUUGAACAACCCAGUGAAGCACCCAGCAGCUCUGCCUCGCCUAGUUCUUCGAGUCCUGAACAACCCAGUGAAGCACCUAGUAGCUCUGCCUCGCCAAUUUCUGAAUCUACUCCUUGUGAAGAAUCAAGCAAAGCACCCAGCAGUUCUGCUUCACCAAGUACUUCCAGUUCUGAACAACCAAGUGAAGCACCCAGCAGCUCUACUUCACCUAGUCCUUCCAGUUCUGAACAACCUAGUGAAGAACCCAGCAGCUCUACCUCGCCUAGUUCUUCCAGUUCUGAACAACCGAGCGUAACACCUAGUAGUUCGGCCUCACCAAGUUCUGAAUCUACCCCUUGUGAAGAUCCGAGCGAAGCACCCAGCAGCUCGGCUUCACCAAGUUCUUCCAGUUCUGAACAACCCAGUGAAGCACCAAGCAGCUCUGCCUCACCUAAUUCUUCCAGUUCUGAACAACCCAGUGAAGCACCAAGCAGCUCUGCCUCACCUAGUUCUUCCAGUUCUGAACAACCCAGUGAAGCACCCAGCAGCUCUGCCUCGCCAAGUUCUUCUAGUUCUGAACAACCGAGCGUAGCACCUAGUAGUUCUGCCUCACCAAGUUCUUCCAGUUCUGAACAACCAAGUGAAGCACCCAGCAGCUCUGCCUCACCAAGUUCUGAAUCUACCCCUUGUGAAGAACCAAGCGAAGCUCCCAGUAGCUCGGCCUCACCAAGUUCCUCCAGUUCUGAACAACCAAGUGAAGCACCCAGCAGCUCUGCCUCUCCAAGUUCUUCCAGUUCCGAUCAACCAAGCGAAGCUCCCAGUAGCUCUGCCUCACCAAGUUCUUCUAGUUCUGAACAACCUAGUGAAGCACCCAGCAGCUCUGCCUCACCAAGUUCUGAAUCUACCCCUUGUGAAGAACCAAGCGAAGCACCCAGCAGCUCUGCCUCGCCUAGUUCUUCCAGUUCUGAACAGCCCAGUGAAGCACCCAGCAGCUCUGCCUCGCCAAGUUCUUCCAGUUCUGAACAACCCAGUGAAGCACCCAGCAGCUCGGCCUCGCCUAGUUCUUCCAGUUCUGAACAACCCAGUGAAGCACCCAGCAGCUCUGCCUCACCAAGCUCUUCCAGUUCUGAACAACCAAGCGAAGCACCCAGCAGUUCUGCCUCACCAAGUCCUUCCAGUUCUGAACAACCAAGCGAAGCACCCAGCAGCUCUGCCUCACCUAGUUCUUCCAGUUCUGAACAACCAAGUGAAGCACCCAGCAGCUCUGCCUCACCAAGUUCUUCCAGUUCCGAUCAACCAAGCGAAGCUCCCAGUAGCUCUGCCUCACCAAGUUCUUCCAGUUCUGAACAACCAAGUGAAGCACCCAGCAGCUCUACCUCACCAAGUUCUGAAUCUACCCCUUGUGAAGAACCAAGCGAAGCACCCAGCAGCUCUGCCUCGCCUAGUUCUUCCAGUUCUGAGCAGCCCAGUGAAGCACCCAGCAGCUCUGCCUCGCCAAGUUCUUCCAGUUCUGAACAACCCAGUGAAGCACCCAGCAGCUCGGCCUCGCCUAGUUCUUCCAGUUCCGAUCAACCAAGCGAAGCUCCCAGUAGCUCUGCCUCACCAAGUUCUUCCAGUUCUGAACAACCAAGUGAAGCACCCAGCAGCUCUGCCUCACCAAGUUCUGAAUCUACCCCUUGUGAAGAACCAAGCGAAGCACCCAGCAGCUCUGCCUCGCCUAGUUCUUCCAGUUCUGAACAACCCAGUGAAGCACCCAGCAGCUCUGCCUCGCCUAGUUCUUCCAGUUCUGAACAACCCAGUGAAGCACCCAGCAGCUCUGCCUCACCAAGCUCUUCCAGUUCUGAACAACCAAGCGAAGCACCCAGCAGUUCUGUCUCACCAAGCUCUUCCAGUUCUGAACAACCAAGCGAAGCACCCAGCAGUUCUGCCUCACCAAGUCCUUCCAGUUCUGAACAACCAAGCGAAGCACCCAGCAGCUCUGCCUCACCAAGCUCUUCCAGUUCUGAACAACCAAGCGAAGCACCCAGCAGUUCUGCCUCACCAAGUCCUUCCAGUUCUGAACAACCAAGCGAAGCACCCAGCAGUUCUGCCUCACCAAGCUCUUCCAGUUCUGAACAACCAAGCGAAGCACCCAGCAGUUCUGCCUCACCAAGUCCUUCCAGUUCUGAACAACCAAGCGAAGCACCCAGCAGUUCUGCCUCGCCUAGUUCUUCCAGUUCUGAACAACCCAGUGAAGCACCCAGCAGCUCUGCCUCACCAAGCUCUUCCAGUUCUGAACAACCAAGCGAAGCACCCAGCAGUUCUGCCUCACCAAGCUCUUCCAGUUCUGAGCAACCAAGCGAAGCACCAAGCAGCUCGGCCUCGCCUAGUUCCUCCAGUUCUGAACAACCAACUGAAGCACCCAGCAGCUCUGCCUCGCCUAGUUCUUCCAGUUCUGAACAACCAAGUGAAGCUCCCAGUAGCUCUGCCGCGCCUAGUUCUUCCAGUUCUGAACAACCAAGUGAAGCUCCCAGUAGCUCUGCCUCACCAAGUUCUUCCAGUUCUGAACAACCAAGUGAAGCACCCAGCAGCUCUGCCUCACCAAGUUCUGAAUCUACCCCUUGUGAAGAACCAAGCGAAGCACCCAGCAGCUCUGCCUCACCAAGUUCUGAAUCUACCCCUUGUGAAGAACCAAGCGAAGCACCCAGCAGCUCGGCCUCGCCUAGUUCUUCCAGUUCUGAACAACCAAGCGAAGCACCCAGCAGCUCUGCCUCACCUAGUUCUUCCAGUUCUGAGCAACCAAGCGAAGCUCCCAGCAGCUCUGCCUCACCAACUUCUUCCAGUUCUGAACAACCUAGUGUAGGACCUAGUAGUUCGCCCUCACCAAGUUCUGACUCUACUCCUUGUGAUGAAUCAAGCGAAGGACCAAGCAGUUCUGGCUCCCCUAGUUCUUCCAGUUCUCCCCAACCGAGCGGAGCACCAAGUAGUUCUGCCUCACCAAGUACUGAUUCCACCCCUUGGACCCCAUCGACUGGUGUACCUUACCACUUUACGAAUCCUGCCGGUCGACAUUGCAUUUGCUAUUGAUUUUUAAAAUUAUGUGAAAUUAUUUAAUCCGGCUCAAUACUAUUUCAAAUUGACACAAAUUGUUUGUGUCUGUCCAAAAUGUAAUUAAUUACUAAAAAUAUUAUUAAUUAUCAAGUGACUUAAUUUAUGAUGGGUUCUCUCCGUAAAUUAAGCCCAACUAUUAUUUUAUCAAAAUAAAAUAUUGGAGCAAAUGAAUCAAUAUAUCCAAAAAUUCAUAUCAGA